Ochlerotatus camptorhynchus is the source of this 1503-nucleotide messenger RNA. It is a transcript of the gene Cdk4, whose product is annotated as Cyclin-dependent kinase 4. Gene Ontology annotation, cellular component: cyclin-dependent protein kinase holoenzyme complex; cytoplasm; nucleus. The transcript is spliced from 5 exons. Gene Ontology annotation, molecular function: ATP binding; cyclin binding; cyclin-dependent protein serine/threonine kinase activity. The coding region runs from base 127 to 1080 and encodes 317 amino acids. Gene Ontology annotation, biological process: G1/S transition of mitotic cell cycle; signal transduction; protein phosphorylation. The record is from RefSeq and is a predicted model, not a curated record. Lineage: Eukaryota; Metazoa; Arthropoda; Insecta; Diptera; Culicidae.
AGCAAAACACUGUGUGGAGAUAACAACGCGCUUAAGCGUUCGUGCCUUUGUUUACACUUUUCGUCUCAAAUUCGGUUUUAUUCUGGUGCGAUAUUACCGUUUGCAUAUCUGCCGCGCGCGCCGGAAAUGGCACCAACUAGACAAGCGCAACAGCACCACACUGUGAGCACAAUGUUCCAACUGAGCACCAACUAUGAGGAGCUGAAUGUGAUCGGCACAGGCGCAUACGGCACCGUCUACAAAGCACGUGAUCUCAACAACGAAGGUAACAUUGUAGCCCUGAAGAAGGUUCGAGUGGCCCUGACCGAGGAUGGUGUACCAAUGUCGACGCUACGGGAGAUUGCUUUGCUAAAGCAGUUGGAUGCCUUCCAGCAUCCGAACGUUGUCAAAUUGUUGGACGUUUGCCAUGGACCUCGUCUGGAGCGAGAGGGUCAACUGGUUUUGUUUCUUGUUUUUGAACAUCUUGAACAGGAUCUGGACGACUAUAUCAAGCGGCUUCCACCGGGAGGAAUGCCUCGGAUGGCCAUUCAACGCCUCUCCCGCGAGCUUCUGACUGGUGUCGACUUCCUGCACUCGCAUCGAAUCAUCCAUCGUGACUUGAAACCGCAGAAUCUUCUAAUCUCGGCCCAGGGUCAGCUAAAGUUGGCCGACUUUGGACUCGCCAAAACGUACGAUUUCGAAAUGAAACUUACGACCGUCGUCGUUACGCUGUGGUACCGGGCACCGGAGGUACUGCUUGGUGAACCCUAUCACAGUUCGGUCGAUAUCUGGAGCUCCGGCUGUAUCAUAGCGGAAAUGUUCCAACGGGUUGCGCUAUUCCCGGGUACAUCGGAAGGCAAUCAACUGGAGAAGAUUUUCGAAUUGACCGGUAGGCCUUCGGAGAGCCAAUGGCCACGAGGUAUUUCUGUUGCGAGGGAAAAUUUCCGACCAACACUACCACGAGAACCGCGCGAACUGUGCCCGAAGCUGUGUGAUUUUUCCAACGAUCUGCUUAAGAAAAUGCUCGCAUUCAAUCCACGCCAACGACCUUCGGCCAUGCAGUGCCUUCAGCAUCCCUACAUUACUCAGGAGCCGAUGUGAAUUGUCAUUGGCCAACAGAAAAUCUACAGCCAUACAACCCAUUCUCAGAGUUACGAUCAUAUCAUUUGGCACCACCCAGGCACCAAUCACCAUCUUUAUUUUUCUUAAUCAUCUCUAAUUAAUUUGCCUUAAACAUUCGACUACAAUAGUGUAAACCUCUAUUAUAGUGUUAUACAUAUUAAAAAUAUGUGUGGGUAGUAACUUGGUAACAUGGGUGGUUGAUGACAUGAUGGUUAAUAGGUAAGUGAAACUGCCAAAAUAAUGCAUAAAUAUAUUACAGAUUUCAACUGUGAAAAACCAGUUUCAUGGCAUGUACAACCAUAUUAAUGAUUUCAUCCAAGAUCUCUCGUGACGGAGAAGAAGACAUACAUCUACUGUACAGUUCUAGACCAACAAUUGAAAUAGGCGGAACAACCAAACGUA